UGGAAAGUAAUAGAAUGGACAGAGACCAUAAGAAGGCGUGUGACUGCUUGUGCCUGUCCGUCUGUCUGAGUGUCUGUUCCAUCAAGUCAACAUGGGUCCCGGGGCGCUGCAGAAGAAGCUCGAGGAGGAGGUGGAGGCUUACAAGAAGAUCCAGAAGGACAUCUCCAAAACAUCAGGGUUAAGGACACAGCUUGAUGUACAGCUAAAUGAAAAUAAGGUUGUGAAAGAGGAACUGGACUUAAUCAAUGAGGAGAAUGUGGUGUACAAGCUGAUUGGCCCAGCCCUGAUUCGCCAAGACCUGGAGGAGGCACGCCAGAAUGUGAGCAAGAGGGUGGACUACAUUCAGCAGGAAAUUAAACGCCAUGGAAAUACCAUUGAAAAACUGGAGAAGGAAGCAGAAGCUAAGAGAGAGAAUAUUGCAAAGCAUCAACAGCAGCUGCAACAGAUGAUGAUGAAGCAAGCAGCAAAGUGAGGCAGACCACUAACUAGCACUAAGGAUUAAACACGUGAACAUUAAUUACACAAAACUUUUCUUUUUGCUUAGCUGCUGUUCAUUUAUGUAAUUGUGAACACUUAUGGAGUUUUGCAAUGACUUAUGCUUUGUGUGUGAGGAAUCUUCUCAGUGAUCACAUCUUCUCUGGGACUGUAAAGACCAUGUUGAGACAGAAAAAAGAAUGUGAUGUAAAGUGUAUCACUACUAUCACAGGCUGCAAAGAAUAUGAUACUCAAUACUCAAAAGAUACAUGUAAUGCAAAGCUGUAUCUGGAUAUUUCCAUAUUGUCUGACUCAAUUAAGUUAUGCUAACUUGAGAUUUUUUUCUUUUGAUCAACGAUGUGCAUUACAGGAGUUUAUACUUUGAAUUCAUUAAGAAUCUCCAAAUAUGAUGUUUUGCUAGUUGGUUUUACAUCUGUAUUGUGUGAGAUACAUAGUUACAGUUUUGCAGAGAACUGGGUGCUACGCAAUAAUCACAUAUAGAGCUCAUUGCAAAAAUGACACUACAGGCACAGUGAUUUAGUGCUGAGAAAAGAAAAUAAUGUCUGUCUCAGCACACAUUCAUCACAUUUACACUGCCAUGACACAGUUCAUGGAAAGUAUGAAUAAAUAAUAUGAACAAAAGUGUUUCUAAAUACAUAUUUAGUCUUUCAUUCAUUUGCAUAUAUAUUAUAUUGACCACUAAGAUGUAUGAUCAUAGAAAGGAGUGAAAUGAUCUAACUUGCUGCACUGAGAACAAUGAGCCACUUUUCAAUCUUUAAUGGUAGGUAAUGUCAUGAAUUACAGGGAAAAGUAAUGUAUGUUUUUGAGUCUCCUUAUGUUCCCUUGUUUGUAUCGUGUAAUAAUGGUGAUAAUUUAACUGAAUCAUCACAAGGCUCACUGCAGAAUGCCUUGCUGUCUGACUUCUUCACCAUGCUAUUUGCUCGCACCCAACCCUGCCAACCUGCCACCCACCCACCCACCUCUUGCUUGCACUUACACCCCUCCACUGAACCUCUCACUGAUGGUUUGCACGAAUUAACAGUGACGUAGCGAUCCCUAUUUUUUUGCAAGACGAUACACUUCAGAUUUGAUAAGAAAAAUUCAUAAACACAGAUGUCCUUAUAAAACUUAUCAAAUAUACAAGAAUAAACUGCGGUUAUACUCAA
Scylla paramamosain (green mud crab) is the source of this 1640-nucleotide messenger RNA. It is a transcript of the gene Pfdn6, whose product is annotated as prefoldin subunit 6-like. Bases 92 to 472 code for a protein of 126 amino acids. Gene Ontology annotation, cellular component: cytoplasm; prefoldin complex. The record is from RefSeq and is a predicted model, not a curated record. Gene Ontology annotation, molecular function: protein-folding chaperone binding. Gene Ontology annotation, biological process: protein folding; chaperone-mediated protein complex assembly. Lineage: Eukaryota; Metazoa; Arthropoda; Malacostraca; Decapoda; Portunidae. The transcript is spliced from 4 exons.